AUGAGCCCUGUGUCCACGACACGAAAAUCACCAAGUCUCGCUGGUUCUGACAGCGAGCACGGGCAGAGCCCAACUUCGUUUCCCGCACGCGGAGCAACAUCGGACAGUGCGUCCGCAGCACCGGGAGAUGUACAUCCUAUGCUCGAUGAGCAUGAUCGUCGCGCUUUGCGCACGUUAUCAAUGACGAGUGACCUCGUUAAGGAUGUGGAGGUGGUCGACUACAAAUCUGACACUCCUUUUCCCGCGUGGGAUGACGAGGAAGGCGAGCUGCACCAGCAGCGCAAUACGAGCCCUGUUCGCGCCUUGCAGGCCCCAUGUCUGUUCCCUGACAUCUCGUUAACCGAGGAACGUGGUGUAAUUACCAAUGACCUCGACGGGGCUCAGAGGCGGCAGCUUGAGGCUGCCCAAAAGGCGGCUCCGAUGCGCGCCCAUCCACCACCGGUCUUUGACCCUCGCGUGGGAUAUGGCUUCCGCCCAGCGAAUCCAGCUGUGGAAGCGAAGAACGCGGUAACUUGA
Molecule: messenger RNA, 516 nt
Organism: Plasmopara halstedii
Lineage: Eukaryota; Oomycota; Peronosporomycetes; Peronosporales; Peronosporaceae
Exons: 1
Coding region: 1-516 (171 amino acids)
Source: RefSeq, a predicted model, not a curated record